Microthlaspi erraticum is the source of this 1089-nucleotide messenger RNA. The record is from the annotation of a GenBank genome assembly. Lineage: Eukaryota; Viridiplantae; Streptophyta; Magnoliopsida; Brassicales; Brassicaceae.
AUGGCCGACAACAAUACGGUGCGUUUUGGGCUUCUCGGAUGCAUCAGAUUCGCGUCGAAAUUCGUCAGAACAGUAACUCAGUCCUCUAACGCCGUCAUUAUCGCAAUCAGCGAUCCGUCACUCGAAACCGCUAACACCUUCGCUGCCGCCAACAAUUUGUCGCCGGAGACCGUCACAGUCUACGGAAGCUACGAAGAGCUACUCGAUGAUCCACGCGUUGACGCCGUCUACUUGACGAUGCCGGUGACACAGCGAGGAAAUUGGGCGGUGAAGGCGGCGGAGAAGAAAAAACAUCUUCUGGUCGAGAAACCGCCGGCUCAGGACGCGGCGGAGAUUGAUAGGAUCGUGGAGGCCUGCGUAUCUAACGGCGUUCAGUUCAUGGACGGUACGAUUUGGUUGCAUCAUCAACGGACGGUUAAGAUUAGAGAAACGAUGUUUGAUUCUGGAUUGCUCGGAGACGUCCGCCACAUAUACAGCACAAUGACGACUCCAAUACCAGAGCAAGUACUAGAGAGACUGACAAAAGAUGCGAUGGGUCUAGCCGGAGCCAUAGGAGAGCUUGGAUGGUACCCUAUAGGUGCAGCUCUGUGGGCUAUGUCUUACCAAAUGCCGAUAUCUGUUAUGGCGCUUCCCUCCUCAGUCGCCACAAACUCGGUUGGGACCAUCUUGUCCUGCUCUGCCUCCCUUCAGUUCGGUUCAACGGCAACCGCAAUUGUUCACUGCUCCUUUCUCUCUCAACUUUCGACUGACUUGGCUAUCUCAGGAUCAAAAGGGUCGAUUCAAAUGAAUGACUAUGUGAUCCCUUACAAGGAGGACAUAGCUUGGUUCAAGUACACAAGUGGCGCUAAGUUCGUGGACAUGCACAUUGGUUGGAACAUGAUACCGGAGAAAGUUACCGUGGACUGCAGCGGAGCCGAGGAGUCGCAGGAGGCCAUGAUGCUGAGAGCAUUUACUAGGCUUGUCCAAGGAAUCAACCGUGGCGAAUCAGAGGCUGAUCGGAGGUGGCCGGAGAUCAGUCAGAAGACGCAGUUGGUGGUUGAUGCGGUGAAGAAAUCUGUUGAUAUUGGUUGUCAGAUUGUUUAUCUUUAG